GAAGUUUAAACCCGAAAGAACAAAGUAUAAUAGUAAGACGCUUCAAACGUUCACAAAUUGCUUUCCUUCUAUUUGUCUGAUCAUAUAGGAGGAAGAAAUUGUGUUCGUGUUUGUAUAGGUCUUUUUAUAGCUUGAAGCGCUUCUACGUUCGGUUUCUGCUCUGUUUGCCCUUCUGAAAAGCUGCGCGUAGGGAAGAGCCUUCUUUUUGGUAUUUUGAUCUCAAAGAAGGCUCUUGCCUUGGAUUGGAGGUGGUUGUUGUUGUUCGGUUUUCAUUGGAAGAUGUUCCGAUUAUGGAUAGCUUGUCUGCAAUUGGUGGAGCUGUUUGUCAGCACCAUGGUUCAUUUGCUUUACGGGUUUUACAUUUUCAGCACCGCCGUUGCCGGAGAUCUCUCGCAGGCUCUCAAUGAAUAUUUCUCUAAAUCCAAUACGAAUAUUGAGGUCUCCGUGAAAGAACCAGCUCCUGGAAAUACCAAUGCUGGUGAUAUUCCUCCCAUUGUGUUAGUUCAUGGAAUUUUCGGAUUUGGCAAAGGGAGAUUGGGUGGUUUAUCAUACUUUGCGGGGGCGGAGAAGAAGGAUGAAAGGGUUCUCGUCCCUGAUCUGGGGUCUCUAACCAGUAUCUAUGAUCGGGCUCGCGACUUGUUCUAUUAUUUGAAAGGUGGGCAAGUCGAUUACGGUGAAGAGCACAGCAAGGCUUACGGACACUCGCAGUUUGGACGAAUCUAUGAACGAGGGCAAUACCCAGAGUGGGACGAGGAUCACCCUAUUCACUUUGUGGGCCAUUCAGCUGGAGCACAAGUUGUUCGUGUCUUACAACAAAUGCUUGCUGACAAGGCAUUCAAGGGGUACGAAAACACUUCAGAGAACUGGGUGUUAAGUAUAACAUCCUUAUCAGGAGCAUUCAAUGGGACUACAAGAACCUACUAUGAUGGCAUGCAGCCAGAAGAUGGAAGAACAAUGAAGCCUGUCUCUCUGCUACAGCUUUGCCGCAUUGGAGUGAUAAUCUAUGAUUGGCUGGACAUUCCCUGGCUGAAGAACUAUUACAACUUUGGGUUUGAUCACUUUAACAUGUCGAGGAGAAAGAUGGGAAUUUGGGGUCUUGUUGAGUGCCUGCUAGGGUAUGCAGGUCCGUUUGCUUCAGAGGAUUGGAUUCUGCCGGAUCUUACAAUUCAAGGCUCUAUAAAACUCAAUUACCGCCUACAUACAUUUCCAAAUACCUAUUACUUCAGUUAUGCCACCAAGCAAACCAGGAAGUUCUUGGGUUUCACAGUUCCUUCAAGCAUACUUGGAAUUCACCCUAUGCUUUUCUUAAGAGUCUUCCAGAUGAGCCAGUGGCGUCAUCCUUCAGAUGCCACUCCUCCUUACAAAGGAUACAGGGAUGAGGAUUGGCAGGACAAUGACGGAGCACUUAACACAAUAUCCAUGACUUAUCCUCGCCUCCCAAUCGAACACCGACAUCGUUUCAUCGAGAAGGAUUCAGAUUGCCAACCAUUGGAACCUGGUAUCUGGUAUUACAAGAUGGUGGAAGGCGAUCACAUCCUAUUUAUAGUGAAUAGGGAGAGAGCAGGAGUCAAAUUUGAUCUAUUAUAUGAUAGUAUAUUUGAAAGGUGCAGGAAGCACGUUUUCAAGAAGAAGCUUCCAACAAUACCUAAUGAAAUCCAGCAUAGACAUAGCUCUUAGAAUCUGAUUCUCUCACUCUUGUCUACAAUUCAGAGAGGAAUAUGAAAUUAAAUAUGCCAUUCAUUGGAUUGCCUUUCAAUAUCUCUUCACACUUGUAAAUGUAGAUGAGUGGUUCUUUGACCAUUCCUUUUUUCAACUACAGAUUUUCGUAAUUUGUAGGUUUGUGGGAGAUAUAAGAGAUUUAGUGGAUAAGUUGUCACAAAUGUAUAAGUAUCAUUCUUUUAUUAAAUCGAACAAAAAAUUUAACGAUUUA
Neltuma alba is the source of this 1930-nucleotide messenger RNA. RefSeq names its product lipase. The record is from RefSeq and is a predicted model, not a curated record. Lineage: Eukaryota; Viridiplantae; Streptophyta; Magnoliopsida; Fabales; Fabaceae. The transcript has 8 exons. The coding region runs from base 280 to 1677 and encodes 465 amino acids.